Messenger RNA from Siniperca chuatsi (mandarin fish), 1788 nucleotides. Its product is annotated as UDP-GalNAc:beta-1,3-N-acetylgalactosaminyltransferase 2-like. Lineage: Eukaryota; Metazoa; Chordata; Actinopteri; Centrarchiformes; Sinipercidae. Gene Ontology annotation, cellular component: membrane. Bases 369 to 926 code for a protein of 185 amino acids. The record is from RefSeq and is a predicted model, not a curated record. The transcript has 5 exons. Gene Ontology annotation, molecular function: hexosyltransferase activity.
UCAUUCAUAUUUCUUGCAUGUGGUUAAUGCCACUGGAAACUCAAUCUAUAUCAUUACUACUUCUGCAUUACCAGCCUUAACCAGGCAAAUCAAACAUAUAAUGUUAAAUGCAUUAUCAGUAUUUUCUAUGCGUGGCUUCAUCCUUCUCAUAAAUAAGGCUAGUGUGAACUUUUACUAAAUGUCAGUUUUGGUCUUGUUCAAAAAGCACAGCCAGGCAAGUGUCUCGGACAUAGACCAAAAUAAUACAUUUAUUUGUUAAGCAUGAUAUUGAGUUUCCAGUGGCUUCAUCUGUAUUUGCAAACACAAAUUGGGAACUGUAAUUUUGAUGUUAUGCUUUGUUGUGCAGUGUUAUUGAAUUACAUGCUGAGAUGGGGCCUGGACAUGUAGUAAUAGACGGCCUGUCGGGGCUACUGCGGGGCCGCCCAGCCAGGAUGGAGCACCAUGCCUCCAGGCUGAGGCAGGAGGACGCCGCCUUGCAGCAGGAGAGCCUCAGGCACGGCGACAUGGUGUUCGUAGACGUGGUAGACACCUACAGGAACGUGCCUUCCAAACUGCUUCAGUUCUAUAAAUGUUUCAGGCAGAGCUGGGCAGUGGACCGCAUUGGGAAGUGGCAGGAGCUGGAGUACGCUAGUCCAGCCUACCCGGCGUUUGCCUGCGGCUCAGGCUAUGUGGUCUCUCGUGACCUGGUCCAGUGGCUCGCCAGUAAUGCAGAUAAACCGAAGGCCUACCAGGGAGAAGAUGUGAGCAUGGGGAUAUGGAUGGCAGCUGUUGGACCACAGAAAUAUCAGGAUCCCGGCUGGCUGUGUGAGAAAGAGUGCUACCUGGAUAUGCUGUCGUCCCCCCAACACACAGCUGAGGAGCUGCACAUCCUCUGGGACAGGAAGAGGGCCUGUGGAGACCCCUGCGGUUGUCCCUGGGGCCACUAAAUCUGGCUCACACCACACUCACCAGGUGGCGCUGUGGGUAAAAUGUACGCAACACUAGUUGUCAGUUCAGUUUCUGUGGUUUUCUUUAAACCCCAGAGUUUCAGAGUUUUAUCAGUUAUUAUUAUAUGAUAAAAACGCAUUUUUGCAAUGUUGGAUUUUCUGUUGGAAAAUAAUCUUAAAAACUUUGAGAUGACAUUGCAGGUUCUUAAUAUUAACAAAAAUACUGUACCAACAUAAACCAUGUGCAGCUUCAGAAUAUGUAUCAGAAUAUGCAGCAUACUGUCAGUAUGUGUAUCAUGAACUUAGUUAUUAAAUUUGAGAUUGAAAAUGUCUUCAGUGGAACAGAGGAACUGUGGAAAAAGACUGUGGAUUAAAAGAUGUUGACCAGCAUGUGAUGGUCAUCGUGUACAGAAUCAUUGCUGUAAGACUUGAGUACUUUGUAAUAUUAUAAUUAUUGGUGCUCUGAUACUUGACAGACUUAAACCUUUUGGUUUAAAAGGGAUAGUUGAUGGAAUUUUAAAGGUGACGGCUUUACAUUGCUAUAUUUUGUAAAUUAUUGUCUUAACCUUUUCAUCCUCUUCACUAUUUGUAGAUUUAUGACAAGCUUCCUCACAAACACACACACAGUUUGUACUGUAACUGUCAUUGUGCAAAUAGUGAUGUGGCCUUACUGUAUUUGUUAGGCGUCAUACUGUAUGUAUGUUAACACUUGUGAUAUCGACACAGAUUUAAAUUAGUGUAUUUGCAACACAGAUUUUUGGAACUUGACCAAGCAGUCAGAGCGACUGAGAAAUAGACUCAGUUGUUUAACACUGGUUUCAUGAAACCCUCCUCACAGGUAAUAAAGAACACUUCAGUGAGA